Molecule: messenger RNA, 3099 nt
Organism: Polypterus senegalus (gray bichir)
Lineage: Eukaryota; Metazoa; Chordata; Cladistia; Polypteriformes; Polypteridae
Gene: cpsf4
Product: cleavage and polyadenylation specific factor 4
Exons: 8
Coding region: 137-946 (269 amino acids)
Molecular function (GO): zinc ion binding; RNA binding
Source: RefSeq, a predicted model, not a curated record
UCAAAGGUUAGAGUGCGCUGCGUGCGCUUCUCGAUGCUCUGGUCGAAUUUGAAAGGAGGGCGACUUUCGCUAGCGUGUUAAUUUAUUUUAACUGUUUUUUUUCCGUUAUACUUUUUUUACUCAACAGACGAAGAAGAUGCAGGAUAUAAUCGCCACCGUGGAUCACAUUAAAUUUGAUUUGGAGAUUGCUGUGGAGCAGCAGCUGGGAGCGCAACCUUUGCCGUUCCCUGGCAUGGACAAAUCAGGAGCUGCUGUCUGUGAAUUUUUCCUGAGGGCAGCAUGUAUAAAAGGUGGCAUGUGCCCGUUCCGCCACAUCAGUGGGGAGAAGACUGUUGUUUGCAAGCAUUGGCUGCGUGGACUGUGUAAAAAGGGAGACCAGUGUGAAUUUCUUCAUGAGUAUGACAUGACCAAAAUGCCAGAGUGCUACUUUUACUCAAAGUUUGGGGAAUGCAGCAACAAGGAAUGCCCAUUUUUACACAUUGAUCCCGAGUCCAAAAUUAAGGACUGUCCAUGGUAUGAUCGAGGAUUCUGCAAGCAUGGCCCUUUGUGCAGGCACAGACACACCCGGCGAGUCAUCUGUGUGAACUACCUGGUUGGGUUUUGCAUAGAGGGUCCUAAUUGCAAAUUCAUGCACCCACGUUUUGAAUUGCCAAUGGGCACUGCAGAACAGCCACCUUUACCUCAGCAAGCACAGACACAGCAGAAGCAAAACCUUCCAGUAACAACUCAGAGGUCAUCUUCUCUGAUCCAGUUAACAAGUGCCAAUGCUAUGUCCAACCAGCAGAGGACGCCACAGUCGAUUGGAGUGAUGCAGAUACACAGCAACAGCACGGGAAGCAGAGGACCAAGGCCUUUGGAGCAGGUUACCUGCUACAAGUGUGGUGACAAAGGACACUAUGCAAACAGAUGUACCAAGGGGCACCUGGCAUUUCUCAGUGGGCAAUAAAGAUAACAUCAUAGCCUCAACGUUAUGAUUUUUGUUUUCAGUUUUUGGAAAAAACUGUUUUAUCUUUUUUUUUUUUUUUUUCCUGAGCAAAGGAAAACUUUAUUUUUCAACUCUGGAUGUCGAUUCUCUACUUUUUAUUUUUAUGGCAAGAGGACAGUCUGAAAUCAAAUGAAUGUGAACCGAACUCUAUGAAACAUUCUGUUCUCAUACAGAGUCAUUAUUUUUUUGAGGUGCUGAAGAAUGAACAUGAGCUACCCAAUUGCAUAUGCUUGAGAUUUAUAGACUGUGGUCACAGUUUCAGACUGUGCCAAGGAAAAAACUACAACAUGAUUAUUAACUAAUUUCAUUUUUACCUUGGCAGUUUUAUGUCAUUGGUCAGACAUGAGAGGUGCAAAUUCUAUAAAUGCCACAGGACUGAUCUCACUGCCUCUUCUGUCCUGAUAAUGUGUUCACUGGCUGAUAAUAAAAUGUUGUUUUUUUAGGUAUGUGUGAGUCACUGUGAAUAUCGAGCCCUUAUUCAUCUUUUUAGAAACAGCAUUCAAAUUAUAACCUGACCUAAAUGUCCUAAUUUCUAGUUUUAGCCUUUAGUAGAGAAAGGGUUUAUUGCAGUUUGCAACAAAUUUUCAUACAUUUUGCAAUUAAAAUGUUAUUAAAACCGAGCUGUCUUAUAAAUAUGGAAGUGUAUUAGGGCCACAGAGAAGAAAACAAAAAAUAGAUAAACAUUCAUCCCCUCAGGUAUGUCUGUAGUAGCAGGCUGGCUGUUGUCUCAUGUUAGCCAUUAUGGAUGCAAUGAGAAGUGAAGCAAAAUGGCACCUUUUAUUGGCCAACUGAACAGUUUACAAUAUGCAAAUCUGUUUAGUUAAACAAUAAAAGGUGUCAUUUUGCUUUACUUCUCUUUUCAUCCCCUCAGAGAAAUUCAGACGUCCAAUAGCUCACACACAUAAGUAAAGAUUGUUAAAAAAUAUUAUACAAGCAAGAAGAAUAAACAUAAGUAAAUAGCAAGAAAGUACUAAUGGGUCAGUUAUUUCAGUGUUGGAAAGUAGAGUGGUGACCAUGUCAUGAAUCAUUUGUAUCGACAACAGCGUUCUAAAAUCUCCCGGCAGUAUGAUCUUCUAAAGCUCUGCUGCACAGUGAGAAAAAGCGACUGCUACGUUUACUUCUCUGACCCACCAAAGGGGUUCCACUUUAAUGUCGUAGUUUAUUUAGUCUCUAAAGACAAAACUUCAACUUCAAUUUUGAAAUUCUCACUUUAAUCACAUAGUUUAUGUUGUCAUUAAAAUAGAAUGUUGUAAACUUGGUCUUAAAAUAGAUGUUGAAUUCACUAGCGUUUCUCAAACCCCAUUGUAACUAAAGUAGCAUGUUUAAUGCUUCGCACUCUGUGCUCCCUGACCCAGUCGUUGUGUAAACACGGACCUCCUCUUGUACAGAGACGAGCCACGGGCAGUGUUCGCCACACAGAAUACUAUAAAUUCAUGAUGUUACAGCUCUGUAAGCAUUUAGAGGCCUAAGAUUCAAAGCAUUCAAAGUGCUACUUUAGUAUGAUGGGCUAUGAGAAACUGGUAAAUUAAACAUAGAUUUUAAGGGGCAGUUUACAACGUUUUACUUUAAUGAUGAAAUAAACUUCAGGAUUAAAGUGGAAAUUUCGAGAUUUAAGUCAAAAUGUCGACUUUAAUAACUUAAUUAUUUUUUUCUCUUAUACCCUAAUAUGCUUCUGUAAAUAAAGUCGAAUAGUAGCCAUAAGGAUAUUUUUAAUGUUUUUUUAUAAUUUUUAUUUCUUCCCUUCUGUUACAAAUUGCUCAAAACAUCUUUUAGUUUUUAAGAGGUGAUUUACUACUUAAAUUCACAGGCAUUAACUCAAUAAAAGCCUAAUUAUCACUGCAAUUAUGAACCGGUUGCAUGUUCAUAAGAAGGCGCACAGAAUUGUUCUAAUUGGUUAUUCUGUAUUUUAUACUUAAUGUGAAACAAAUGGCAGCUCAAGUGACUCUUAAACUGAUGUGACACUUCUGGCAUCAGUGGAGCAAUGGCUGUGUUCUAUGUGAAUUGUUUUAUAAGGGGUUUUUCAUUUUUCAAUUGACACAACAAUACUAUGUCACAGUAAAGGCAUUCUACGAUUGUUAAACUAUUCUUUUGUAAAUAAAUAUUUCUAAAAUGCG